Vicia villosa (hairy vetch) is the source of this 2073-nucleotide messenger RNA. RefSeq lists its product as uncharacterized. Lineage: Eukaryota; Viridiplantae; Streptophyta; Magnoliopsida; Fabales; Fabaceae. The transcript is spliced from 3 exons. The record is from RefSeq and is a predicted model, not a curated record. The coding region runs from base 1 to 2073 and encodes 690 amino acids.
AUGGAGCAGCCUAUUGAAUAUGAGUGGAAGCCUUUAUAUUACAAUAGAUUUCAUAAACCUGGACAUAAUUGUGAUCAACCUAAGCCUAAAACCAAGCAAUGGAAACCAAAAACAAAGAAUGAAGAGUCUGCUAAAGCUACACCAGAAGUGGUUGAAGAUAUUAUUAUUGAAGCCUUAGCCACAAGUGUGAUUGAACCUGUUGUGAUAAAGGAUAACUCUGCUUCAAAUGAGGAACCGAAUUGGACUGAAGUGAAUAAAAGUGGUAGAGAUAGAGUUGCUUGGAAUGUUAGGGGUCUCAAUAAAUCUGCUAAGCUCAGGGAGAUUAGCUCCCGUCUCCUAGAGCUUAAGGCACACAUCAAUAUUCUGAUUGAAACUAGGGUCAAACAAGGCCAAGCUGAUACUAUUAGAAAUAAGCUGCAUCUUGGAGGGAAAUUCAUUGAUAAUUACAGCUAUCACCCCAAUGGCAGGAUUUGGGUUCAUUGGGAUCCUAAUCACAUUGAUCUUCAAGUUGUUACUUUGAGUAGUCAAAUGAUACACAUGGCAGUCUAUAAUAACCAAAGAGACUUUAUGUUCUGGCUUACUGCGAUUUAUGGAUUGAAUAGGUUAGAUCAAAGAAAGGUUUUAUGGAAAGAGUUAGAUAAUCUUAACAUCCAAGGCCCAUGGUGUCUGGCUGGAGAUUUUAAUAAUGUUCUUUGCUCUCAGGACAAGAUUGGUGGCAAAAUUGUUAUAGAGGCUGAGUUCAAAGAUCUUGAAGAUAUGAUGAGGAAUAAUGACCUGGCAGAAAUGACCAACAAUGGUGAUUACUACACUUGGUCCAAUAAACACAACAUAGGUACUAUUUACUCUAUAAUUGAUAAGAUCUUGGGUAACACUGAUUGGCAAAAGAGAUUUAGAUUCCUUAACUGUUUGACUGAAUCUGAGAGCUAUCACCAAGUUGUGCAAGCUAAUUGGAGUGAGACAAUUGAGGGAGGGCCUAGCUUUGUUCUUUGGCAUAAACUGAAGAGACUUCAAAAAGAGCUUUACAAGAUGAAUAAACCUCUAAUAUCAGUCAAACAGAAAAUUAUUCAAGCUAGGGAAAACCUUACCAAAGCUCAAAAGAGUCUUAGUAUUGAUAAAUGGAAUUUUGAGAAGAUUGCCACUAUGAAGAGAUACAAUGAAGAUCUAAUCAAGUGGCAUGAGAUUGAUGAAAGCAUUAUGAAACAAAGGUCUAAAAUUAAAUGGCUUAGGGAUGGUGAUGGUAAUAACUCAUACUUCCAUGCAUCAGUCAGAUUGAAGCAAUCCACCAAAGCCCUUACUAUGCGGGAAGCUGAGAAUGGUCAAGUUAUUACUCAUCAAGAUGAUAUUGAGAGAGAAGUCCUUGAUUUUUAUGGAAAACUCAUGGGCUAUAGGGAGCAGUCUCUUGACUGUGUUGAUAUUGGAGCUUUAAGAAGGGGAUCCCAACUGAAUAGAGAUCAGAAAAUUCUCCUGGAAGGGAAAGUUACUGAGGAUGAUAUUUACAUUGCUCUAAAGGGUAUUGAUGACAACUCUGCUCCAGGCUUAGAUGGCUAUACUGCAAAAAAAUUUAAAGUUAGCUGGAACACUAUCAAAGUUGAUGUUAUUGCUGCCAUUCAUGAAUACUUUGAUAAAGGUAAAAUUUACAAAGCUUUCAAUUGUUCUUUGGUUUCUCUUAUUCCCAAAAGUACCACUGCCAAAUAUAUCAGGGAUUUCAGGCCUAUAUUUUUAUGUUCUACUUUUUACAAAAUCCUUUCAAGGAUUUUGACAGCUAGAUUCAGCCAAGUAAUUGGGAGCAUUGUCAGUAUUAAUCAAGCAGCCUUCAUACAUGGCCAACAAAUUCACAGUCACAUUCUCUUGGCAUACGAGCUUCUAAAAGGUUAUAACUGUAAACAGGGACCUCCUAGAUGUAUGUUUCAGGUUGACUUACAAAGAGUAUACAAUAUGAUCAAUUGGCAGGCUUUGGAGAUCAUGAUGCAAGAACUUGGUAUUCCUCCUAAGUCUCAAUUGGAUAAUGCAGAGUCUAACCAAUGUUUCCUACAGAGUCAACAUAAAUGGAGCCCAGUCAAAGCUUCUUAUUGA